This is a messenger RNA of Peronospora matthiolae, 894 nucleotides long. The record is from the annotation of a GenBank genome assembly. NCBI's taxonomy places the organism in Eukaryota, Oomycota, Peronosporomycetes, Peronosporales, Peronosporaceae.
AUGUCGCUGGGGGACCGCGCUGUGACGCGGGACGAAGAGGAAUGGGCCGCUCGAGGCAACGACGUGGCUGUUGUAGCUCCAGAAGAAGAAGCAGAAGCCGGUGUUGUGGAUCCCCCAGCGUCCCUUAUUGGACGAGUCGAUGCUUCGGUGGAUGGAGCAGACGAUCAUGCUAAGGCUGCUGACUUGGCGGUUCUGGGGGAUACGUGUCCCAUCUGUCUAGAGACGCUGGACGACCCCGUUAUGGUCAAGGUCUGCUACCACGUCUAUUGCUUGGAGUGUCUGAGCACGUGGGUGCACAGUCUGGCGCUUCAUGGAGUGGAGGUAGCUACUUGUCCGCUCUGCAAAGCUUCGUUCCAAGAGGUGUACGCCAACGUGCGGAGCGAGUCGGACUUUGAGGUUGUCUGCUUCAAAGGGAAGCCGAUGCAGAACUGGAGGUUGAGAAGUAGUAAGAGAAGGGACGAGAGAGGGGAGUCUUGUCAACGCUUGCGACGUCGAUCGCUGGUGUAUCGACGUCGCAUGCAGCUGGUUCGAGUGGCUGGAGAGGAGGUCGCGGAUGUAAAUUCGUUCCCGAUGAUACGCAAAGUGAAGAGCGAGUACGAGUCGUGGCUAGCUAGGGAGCUGAACGCGUGUAUUGGACGAGAUGUGGAUUUGACAGUGUUGCUGGCUAUUAUCCAAUGCUGUCUGGAUAAGGUGGCGCAGUAUGGAGCCAAGGUGUGUUACAAUGAACUGCAACAAGCGCUGCUGCCAUUUUUGUAUGAGAACGCCACGCAUUUUGUCCAAGAGCUCGCGCACUUUUUGGCCUCCAGGUUGAAUGCUGAGGCCUAUGAUGCAGCAGUAGAAUAUCGAUGCGAAAACGCUGCCGAGUGUACAAACACGCUGUGCUGUAGCAGGUAA